AUGUCCCAUCUCGACCUUCACACUGCUAUCACACGUCAACUGGUACGGUUGUUUAGUGAAUGUCGUUUUGCGCCACAGCCAAUUCUUCCCGCUCCUGCAACUACUCCUAAUGCUACUACUGCUGCUGAACUGCUGCCUGUGACUGCACCUGUUCCUGUUCCUGUUGUGACAACUGCUACUCGGUCAACAUGUACUGAUCAGUCAGCAUCUACUGAGAGGCCAUUUAAGAUGCAUCAACGGUCUGUGGUUCCACAACUGAUGGCACCACCACCACAAGUAGUUGUGAUGCCACCACUACAAGUAGUUGUGAGGCCACUACCACAGGUAGUUGUGAUGAUACCACCACCAGCUCUACUAUCACAGCAACCUGGUGUUAUGUUGCUACCUGCUGAGCCACAACCACAACCAGCAGUACCACUGCAGUGA
Messenger RNA from Corticium candelabrum, 426 nucleotides. RefSeq lists its product as uncharacterized. The transcript has a single exon. Lineage: Eukaryota; Metazoa; Porifera; Homoscleromorpha; Homosclerophorida; Plakinidae. The record is from RefSeq and is a predicted model, not a curated record. The coding region runs from base 1 to 426 and encodes 141 amino acids.